AUAUAUAAUAUAUAAGAUCCGUUACGCGCAUUCACUAGUCUCAUAGGAACGACAAGUGCCCGCCGGCAAGACGAAAACCGAGUUCGUAAAAUAACGUUCGCGUCUUAUACGUUGGGGUCGAAAUAAACAUUAUAUUUCGUUCGAAAUCGCGCCCACCCGUGUGUAACCGCCGUUCGAUUUGAAAAUUACGAAUUUUUUUUCCCGUCGUGAUUUUCCCGCCGACUCGACCGGAGCGAUUCGAUUCGUUGUCGCACACGACGGUAUAAUAUUAUCAUAUACGAAUAAUAAUAUUAUCGUACCCAUACUGUAUAUACACGUCCGUGUACGACGACCACGACGGUCGACGAUCACAUUAUCACACACACAUACGCAGCGCAGCUCACGAGACGGACGCACGCACACACGCGGGCGCGCUCCGCGUACUAUAGCACGCCGUCGACGACGACGACUACUACUGCUGCCGCCGCCGCCGCUAAACCGCGACCACAACUACAACCGCUGUUGCCGUACAUAAGCCAACACCGGUGUUGCGACGACAUUCGCUCGCCGGUAACGACCAUCAGCGGGCAUCAGCCGCCCACCGCCGCCGACAGUCAGCCCGACUGAGAACGUCAUGACGUCGCCAUCAGCAGCUUCCAGCAGCCGCUGUUACGUGCCCAGAUCCGUGAUCGUGGCCGUGGUCGCCGCACUGGCGUCUUGCACCGACGCCGCGACUGUGAUGACCAAAAUGAAAGACGCCACGAUGUUUAGAACUAAAGGAGUCGUAGACGUGGACGGGAAUACCGCCGCAUCGGCGAUGAAGGAUAACUCCGAAACGUACAACUUUAACGCUCAAAACUACACGAACGUCGCCAACAUUACCGACGCGGAAGACGACGACGGAACGUCCGGUGUCGGGGGCGACGAGGAAGCUCUGUCCGCCGUAUGGUACCUGGCCGCGUUCGGCGGCCUGGUGCUGUUCUUUUUCGUGGUCACGUGCUCCGAACUGUUCUUCGGCAAUCCCAUCUACACGCGCCGUCCCGUCGAGCUGCCGCACGCCGGCUACCUGCGCCGACACGUGUACGGCAUCCGGAACCACGGACAGCACAACUACAAGCCCGAGACGCCGCCGCCGCCGUACCACCUGUUCGCGCCGCCCAGCUACGACGACACCGUCAAGGGGGCGCUCGGACAGCAGGCGGAGCAGUACCACCACCGCGCCCCGGUCGCCAAGAAGCUCGCCAACGUGUACGUGGUGCCGGUGCACGCGGCCACCACCGCCGCCGCCGCCGCCGCCGCGGGCGCCACCACCUGCGCCGCCACCUGCGCCACUUGCACCACGAACGCCACUGCAGUGGCCGUGGCGGUAGCGGCCGACGCCAAACUGUUGGCCGCCGUGUUGCCGCAGACGAAAUUCAAAUAGGAACAUAACAUAUAAUAAAUUAUAAUAUAUCAUCUUCACGGCCGGUACCGCGAAACUCUGGAAUUACGACCCUCCUCUUCCUCUACCCACUAUAUAUAUAUGCCAUCGUUCGCGUACCCUGGUCGUCGGGGUCCGCCACUGGAUUUUUACCCCUUCGCGGACCGGACGACGACGAUGACGACGACGAAGACGAAGACGACGACCACGACGACGAUAUAAUUUUACCAAUUUUUUUUUUCGCGCAAGAAGACACGAUAAUUACGACGCACGCGUGUAAAUAAUAAUUUUAUAAUAAUCCAAUGCGAGUAAUACAAUAUUAUCACGCGAGUACGAUGAUGAUAUUUUCUCUCAAUCACUCGCUCUCAACUCUCAACUCUCUCUCUCUCUCUCUCUCUCUACCGUCGUGUCGUAUCACAGGCGCGUUCUUUGAUCUCAUUUUUAUACAUACAAUAUGUGUACAUAUCCAAAUGUUAUUUUUAUACGCCAUCGCACACGCACACACUAUACCUUUUACGUGUGUAUAAAUUUAUUGUAAACGGUUAUGUAAUACGAUAAACGGGUAUAUUAACGUUCGUUCAGACUCAUAUUCGUUCACACGACACAAUAUAUAAUAUAAUAAUUGUGUUUAUAUAAGAUUUUAUUCGUACAACUCAAACGAAUACUUUCCAAACGUUUUUUUUUUUAUACAUUAUUAUUAUUUAUUAUUUUAUUAUUAUUAUAUUAUUAUUGUUAUCGAUGUGUGUGUGUGUGAUUUUUUUAUUAUUAUUAUUAUUAUUGGUAUUAUACAUAAUUAUUAUUAUCCAUUAUUUUAUUAUUAUAUUAUACAUAUAAUAUUUUAUUUUAUUUUUGUAUGCACAAAACGGUGCGAAAAAAAACAUUACAAUAAUUAUGUAUCGUAUUUUAUUUUAUUUGAUUUAUCGCGUACACUCAUAUCGUCGGUCUCAAUAUAUAGCGACGAACCUCGUUCUCGAUACUCCGUGAACGAGCGCCUGUGAACACACACGUCGUACACGUCGGUCGAGUACGAUUCGCCGCCGGACACACGUCCGACGCGCCUUGGUCCGUCGACACGCUCGCACGCGCGUGUCCGUACCCUAUGGCUCUAUCGGCGUACGUGCAGCCUCGCACAUCGUCGUGGGGACCACUCCAUUUCCAUUGUAUAUUUACCAAACGACGUAUACACAAUAUUAUUAUAUUUUAUUAUUUCAUAUUUUAUAUAUAUAUAGUAUAUUUUAAAGGAUAAGUCAUGAUCCGACCACGAUUAUUGUUUGUUUUUCAUGACUGCAUCAUAAGAUUUUGAUAUUGUGUACCUUAUAAAUGUUUUUUUUUUUUUUGUGUGUGUCUAUCGACGUAUAAUAUUGUAUAAUAUACGCGUGUAUGUUUUUUUUAACCCAUAUUGAUUUAACGUGUUUAACGUAGCCUAUAUUAGGCGAUUUAUAUUUUCUUUCUUUUUAUAUAUAAUUUAUUUAAUAAACUGUUACCAAACACAUUUUUGUCUACAAAA
Messenger RNA from Aphis gossypii (cotton aphid), 2906 nucleotides. RefSeq lists its product as uncharacterized. Lineage: Eukaryota; Metazoa; Arthropoda; Insecta; Hemiptera; Aphididae. The transcript has 3 exons. The record is from RefSeq and is a predicted model, not a curated record. The coding region runs from base 614 to 1402 and encodes 262 amino acids.